Messenger RNA from Acaulospora colombiana, 152 nucleotides. NCBI's taxonomy places the organism in Eukaryota, Fungi, Glomeromycota, Glomeromycetes, Diversisporales, Acaulosporaceae. The record is from the annotation of a GenBank genome assembly.
AUGUUGAAAUUAUCUCUCCAAAACGCUGUUUUGACUUAUGAACAACUCGAGUCUACACCUUCAAGAAUAGAUGUCAUUUCCGAAGAUCUCGAAGAUAAUUUGCGAAGACUUGGUUGUGAGCUGAUACAAUCUGCGGGGAUUCUGUUGCGAUU